Messenger RNA from Drosophila innubila, 1602 nucleotides. RefSeq names its product N6-adenosine-methyltransferase non-catalytic subunit (gene Mettl14). Gene Ontology annotation, molecular function: mRNA binding. Gene Ontology annotation, cellular component: nucleus; RNA N6-methyladenosine methyltransferase complex. The coding region runs from base 122 to 1342 and encodes 406 amino acids. The record is from RefSeq and is a predicted model, not a curated record. NCBI's taxonomy places the organism in Eukaryota, Metazoa, Arthropoda, Insecta, Diptera, Drosophilidae. The transcript is spliced from 3 exons.
ACGAUUUUGCAUCGCUAUCGCGUUGCCGAGACGCGUUGGUCGACUAUUUUUUAUUUGCCUUUAUUUUGUUUUAACUUAGAUUCUAAUUUAAUAAACUGUGCAACAAUAGUAUCAGUUGAUCAUGAGCGAUGUAUUAAAGAGCUCGCAAGAGCGUUCCCGCAAACGAAGACUUCUUUUAGCCCAAACGCUCGGGUUGUCUAGCGUUGAUGAGCUGAAAAAAGUGCUGGGCAAUGCGGAAGAUGGUAACAAUUAUGCUGGCAUUGGCGGCAGUCGCCAGCUUAAUGCCACCGGACAAAGGGACGAGGAGGAUGGAAACGGAAGCGGCGCUUCAUCGUCAAAGAAGACGCCAAAUGAGAUUAUUUACAGGGAUUCAUCGACGUUUUUGAAGGGCACACAGUCUUCCAAUCCGCACAAUGAUUACUGCCAACACUUUGUGGACACGGGCCAAAGACCACAAAAUUUCAUACGCGACGUUGGAUUGGCCGAUCGCUUCGAGGAGUAUCCCAAGUUACGAGAGCUAAUAAAGCUGAAGGAUAAACUUAUCCAGGACACAGCAUCGGCUCCAAUGUAUUUAAAGGCCGAUCUUAAAACACUAGACGUCAAAACACUGGGCACAAAAUUUGAUGUCAUACUAAUUGAGCCACCUUUGGAAGAAUAUGCGCGGGCCGCGCCAGCUGUGGCGACGGUAGGUGGAGCCCCAAGGGUCUUCUGGAACUGGGACGACAUUCUGAAUUUGGAUGUUGGGGAGAUUGCUGCACAUCGCUCCUUUGUGUUCCUGUGGUGCGGUUCCUCCGAGGGAUUGGAUCAAGGUCGCAAUUGCCUUAAGAAGUGGGGCUUUCGUCGGUGCGAAGACAUUUGCUGGAUACGCACAAACAUUAACAAACCAGGGCAUUCUAAACAGGCCAUUCCUAAAGCCGUUUUCCAGCGCACAAAGGAACACUGCCUGAUGGGGAUCAAGGGAACUGUACGACGGUCUAGCGAUGGCGAUUUCAUACAUGCCAAUGUCGACAUUGAUCUUAUAAUUUCGGAGGAAGAGGAAUUUGGCAGUUUUGAGAAGCCCAUCGAGAUCUUUCAUAUCAUUGAGCAUUUCUGUCUCGGUCGUCGGCGUUUGCAUUUGUUUGGUCGCGACUCGAGUAUAAGACCCGGCUGGCUCACCGUUGGACCCGAGCUGACCAAUUCCAACUUCAAUUCGGAGCUAUAUCAAACGUAUUUCGCUGAGGCGCCCGCCACCGGUUGCACAAGUCGCAUCGAAUUACUGCGGCCAAAGAGUCCGCCACCAAACAGUAAGGUUUUGCGUGGUCGUGGACGUGGAUUUCCACGUGGUCGUGGCAGGCCCAGAUAGUCAUCUUUCUCACUUGCAUGUAUUCUAGUUCUUAAGAGCGAAAUUGUUCACUGGUUGUAGCACUAUGAUGCGUGCUUAAAAUGACCCCCUUAGAAGGACUAUUUAAAUGACAAGCGCUAAAGAUUUUCAUAAUCUACGUCCACAAUUUAAUGUACACAAUUCUGCGGGAUUAAUCUCAAGUUUAAGAGACAAUAUUCUUAUGUCAUUGUGCUCCUUAUAAUGCUAGGAUUAAAGCUAAAAAUAAAUACUAAUGCUGCAAA